This is a messenger RNA of Bemisia tabaci, 978 nucleotides long. Lineage: Eukaryota; Metazoa; Arthropoda; Insecta; Hemiptera; Aleyrodidae. The record is from RefSeq and is a predicted model, not a curated record.
AAAAAAAUCGCUGUGUACCCAAAAUUCCAGGUAGACUUACCAGGCGCCUCGACUAAAUAAGCUUUUCACCAGUAACCACAGGCCCGUCAUCGGACGGUCCCACCUUGGUGGAUGUUGCAAGAGCUCUGAUGUGAGAAAACCCGCAAAAAUUGGUGAUAAUUCAAAAGGUUUAGAGGUUAUAUUGAGAUAAGAGAUAAGCAAGCGUUUUAUUAGGGAUAUUACGUACGUACUUUUGCACGUUGUUGGCCCGUGAUAAUUGUUAAUUCUUUUCGUUAUAAUUGAGCAGCUGUGAUAUUGUUUUAACCUGUGAUAUUAGUUUUUAGAUUUUUUACAAAACCUGUUUUUUCAUUGUUAAAUUGUUGUUUGUUACCUUUUUCUUUAAACUUUAAUUUCGAUAAUGUCCAACCAAAGUGCGCGUUCUCUGAAUUUCACGGGGGCGGAAAAGGAGAAGAUACUCGAAAUCGGUAUGGAGUACUACGAUCUUCUCCAUUCCCCCCUGAACAAUAGUGUGACCAUGGCAGAGAAAAACCGAAUCUACCAGCUGAUGGCAGAGGAGGUCAACAAGGUUGGCCUCAACUCCAGAUCAGUGAAACAGAUUAAAAAGAAGUAUCAAGAAUUGAUACAAAACGCCACACGGAAGCAAAGGAUUAUAACAACAGAACGGAAAAGAACAGGGAACAAAAGAAUGCGAGUUAGCUUGGACCACUUGGAUGAGGAAAUAAUUAGAAAAGUUCCUCCAAUGAAAUACAUCGGCAUCUCAGGAGGUGUAGAUUCAUCAGCAGAAGGAACGCACUACUGCAACGUGUGGGAUGAAGUGCAACAAGGAGAUACACCAGAUGAGGAGGUUCAACCUACGGACACACCUGAUGAGGAAGAGGCAUCUGGCGGAGACGGUAAGAUGACCGAUAAGAGACAUUUUCAGAGGAAUGGGUGUCCUUAAAGUGCUCCAACUGUUUGUGAUACAAAUAAACAAAAGCA